Messenger RNA from Panicum hallii, 1109 nucleotides. Its product is annotated as thiamine pyrophosphokinase 1-like. Gene Ontology annotation, biological process: thiamine diphosphate biosynthetic process; thiamine metabolic process. The transcript has 6 exons. The record is from RefSeq and is a predicted model, not a curated record. Lineage: Eukaryota; Viridiplantae; Streptophyta; Magnoliopsida; Poales; Poaceae. Gene Ontology annotation, molecular function: thiamine diphosphokinase activity; ATP binding; thiamine binding. Bases 134 to 916 code for a protein of 260 amino acids.
GUGCCCUGCCCCUCAAAUCAGAACGGAACUGGGAACUUUGGAAGCCCACCUCGCCGUCGCAACUCUUUUCCCAUCUGUCCCCCCGCCCUCCUCCACACCGACCACCACUGCCCCCGCCUCUCCGCCCACCGCCAUGCCGCUGCCGGCGAUGACCCACUCUUCCGCCUUCCUCCUCCCCGCCUCGACUACUCCCCCGCCCAACGACGCCGCCACGACCUACGCGCUCGUCGUCCUCAACCAGCGCCUCCCCCGCUUCGCGCCGCUCCUCUGGGCCCGCGCGCGUCUGCGCGUGUGCGCGGACGGGGGCGCCAACCGCGUCUUCGACGGCAUGCCGGAGCUGCUGCCGGGCGAGGACCCCGCUGAUGUCCGCGCCAGGUACAAGCCAGAUGUAAUAAAAGGGGAUAUGGACUCAAUAAGACCAGAAGUGAAGGAAUAUUAUUCCAAUUUGGGCACAAACAUAGUUGAUAAAUCACAUGAUCAGGACACAACGGACUUACACAAAUGUGUAUCAUUUGUCACAAGAGAGCUCCCUGUCCCAGACAAGUCUAACCUGUGUAUUCUUGUUCUUGGUGCACUUGGAGGAAGGUUCGAUCAUGAGAUGGGGAACAUCAAUGUAUUAUACCGCUUCUCAGACACCAAGAUCGUCCUCCUGUCAGAUGACUGUUCAAUCUUUCUGCUUCCCAAAACGCAUACUCAUGAGAUCCAUAUUGAGAAAUCAGUCGAAGGUCCUCACUGUGGUUUGAUUCCAAUUGGCGGACCGUCGACUAGCACCACAACAACUGGGCUUAGGUGGAAUUUGGAUAACACUAGUAUGAGCUAUGGUGGACUGGUAAGCACAUCUAACAUCGUGGAUGACGAUAAAAUAACUGUGACUUCAGAUUCUGAUCUGAUUUGGACGAUAUCACUUCGGAAUUAAGCUGAAGUAGCCAUAAUUUAGCAUGGUUCCAUGCCCAAAUUUUGUCGCCUCAGUGUUACAUGGAUUGAGUUCAUAUUCUGUAACGUGGUGUGAUGUCUUCCACUGCAUUUUGCAGCUGGAUAGGUGUCCAUAUGUGUGAUGUUCCUGUUCAUAAUUGAGGGUUCCACUUUAUGAAGUCCCCUUCUCUACUGAA